AGGAAAACUCAAAGCUAAAUCUGAGGCCUGUCAGAUUACAAAGAGGAACAUAUGAAGACAGACACGGACACACUAAAUAAAAAAGCGUGUCGUUUGCAAGGAAACUCAUCAGACAUUUUUAAAAUCUGUGGUUUAGGUAUGCCUGUGGACGUGGAGAAGAUUAUUCAGUUUAUCAAACAAGGCGACCAGGACAACGUUCAAAUACACCUGGAUGAUUACAACACUGAGAACUCACAAUGUUUCUUUUUUGAUGUGGAAGAAAGAGAGAGAAGAAAGCAAAGAGAGCUGGAAGAGUUCCGCCGGAAUAAAGUGAGAGAGUGUGUUCCAGACUCUGACUCAGAUUUUGACUCUGAUGAGAAUGAGGAUCCAGACCUUGUUCUGCGGAGGAGGCUUGCUGCAGCUCUGAUCUGGUUUAUCCGCAUGCGUCUACAGCCAGGCGUUUUAAGAGUGUGUCUGCGAACUCUGCGAAUUAUCUCACGAGAUCGAAAGGCCUUGGCACCCCUGAUCACGGACUAUGCCAUUCUAACUCUUGCUCGACUUGGGGGCAUCUCCGCCCUCCCGACCUGGCCUGAAGAAGAGGAGGCAGAGUGGGGCUCCUCCCACAGUGACAUCGCCUCUGAAAAUGAGACAGAGACACAUCCAGAUAAUAAUGGCAGCAAUACACACCAUUCAACAUGUUACAGGGAAGGAGAUGAUUCUCCCUCCUGUGUCUGCGUCUCUGCAGCCUGUGCUGAGUCUUUGGACAGUGAAGGAGGUGUGCAGAAUAUAACAUCUAACUGUAAUAUUGGGAGAGAAACACAAAACGACCACUAUGAUGAAAACGUAAGGAAAGAUGGUGUCUGUGGACUGUUGACAAGAGGAAAGAGGGAUGUUAGAGGAGAAAAGGAUGAGGAGGGAGAGGAGGGGUAUGAUGAUGGAGAGGUCUGGAGGAAAGAGGCGAUGAAGGCCUUGUGCAAUGUUAUCUACAACAGCCCCAAAGCACAGGAGAGAGCCAGCAUCCUGAGGUUGCUACACGGCCUGUCAGAAAGACUUAAAGACGGUAUACAUACCUCAUCACCUCCGGGCGGUCAGUUUUAUGAACUGCGGCUUCUCUUUCUGUUGACUGCUUUACGGCCUGAGCUUAGGAUAGAGCUUCGCCAGGAGCGUGGCGUGUCCAUGCUGACUGCUGCUCUGGAACAGUGUUUAGAAGUGCGCUGGGGUGAAAUGCAUGAGGUGCUGACUGACCUCACUGCACCCCCUAUGUGUAAGGAGGUGACUCAGCGUGCCCUUGAGAUUCUCAAGACCCUGUUCAACAUUACCUACAGUGUGCAGAGACAGGAAGUAGAUGAGGAGGCUGCAGCUUUGUAUCGUCACCUAGCUGCAGUCCUGCGUCACUGUCUGCUCGUGCCCUGUGAGGGAGAGGAUAGAAAAGAGGAGCUGCAAGGACACACAGUAAACGUGCUCUCAGCGCUUCCUCUGCAGUGCCUGGAUGUUCUGCUAUCUGUUCGCCUGUCUGAAGGUUCGAAGGAGUCUGGUGGAGUCAACAUGGACUGCGUUCACACUCUGCUGCUCUUCAUGGAGAAGAGACUUGACAGAGGCCAUAAGCUGAAGGAAAAGUUGGCUCCAGUGUUGAACCUGUUGACUGAGAGCAGCAAAGCACACAGGGAAACUAGGCACUACCUCAGACAGCAGAUCCUACCUCCACUGAGAGACGUUGAGAUGAGGCCUGAGCAGGGGGACACAUUGAGGAGCAAACUAGUGCGACUAAUGACCCAUGUUGACACUGAUAUCAAGCACUGUGCGGCUGAGCUUCUCUUUGUGCUCUGUAAAGAAAAUGUGAGCAGGUUUGUGAAGUACACCGGUUACGGUAAUGCAGCAGGGCUGCUGGCGGCACGGGGUCUUAACGGCCGCGGCCCCUCUCCUCAACCGCAGUACUCAAGUGACUCUGACUCAGACACGGAGGAGUACAGACAGGCCAAGGACAGGAUUAACCCUGUGACAGGACGAGUGGAGGAGGAACAGCCUGAUCCAAUGGAAGGAAUGACUGAAGAAGAAAAAGAGGCAGAGGCGCUCAGGCUCAUAAAUAUGUUCAACAGGCUCUCACGGGGCAAAAUCAUUCAGCCAAUGGGAGUGACAACGGAUGGAAAACUAGCGCCGCUUUGUGGCCAGACGAGGCACAGCGCUGUGCAGGAGGAAGACGAAGAAGAGGAAGAUGAUAGUGAAACAGAGCAGUAACGAUGACAAGAUGAUGAUUAAUGAAAAACAGCUGCAUUUCAUACUACUGACUGUUAUAGCGCUGAAACAAUAUUAAUAAUAGAGCAACUAAAAAUCCUAUAAGGAAAAUAAGUUAAUGUUCAUUUAAUGAGUUGUAAAUAUGAAACGUGAAAGAAAAUUAUAUUGAGACAGAAAACAGAAUAAACAAAACUCUAUGAUGUGCAGAAAAGAAUAAGGAAGGCAAGUAAUACUGAUACUAAUUUAUAACAUACACAAAAUAGCGUAGAAUGCAAUAAUUGUUGAGAGUCACGAAAUAAGCUAGAAAACGUAAAAUAGUAAGCUACUAAGAAGCAAGGGAGAAAGAAAGAGACAAAGAGAGACAGCCAUCACACCAAAGACAGACAAACACUCCUGGAAAAUGCUGCUGGUGUUGCCAUGGUUAUGUUACCAUGGUAACAACAGGAAAUGCAGUUCUACGGAUUCUCUUUUUUCGCGCUCUAGCAGGAGUGGAAUGUUUACCUUGAAGAGAACGGCUGAGGAUGAAUCGAACGCUCUGCACCGAGAACGUCGAAUAAAAAGAACGCCGUUAUUUAAAAUCCUGAAGGAAAUGUUUUCAUUUACAGAACGAUUAGUAAACUUUGAACCUAAUUAGAAUAUUUAGAGCAGAUAGUGCUUGAUUUGCAAUGUAUUUCCCUCCACGAUAUCAUUGAUACCCGUAUGUAAGCAUGUCUGAACAA
Molecule: messenger RNA, 2930 nt
Organism: Labeo rohita (rohu)
Lineage: Eukaryota; Metazoa; Chordata; Actinopteri; Cypriniformes; Cyprinidae
Product: synembryn-A
Biological process (GO): G protein-coupled receptor signaling pathway
Cellular component (GO): cytoplasm; plasma membrane
Molecular function (GO): G-protein alpha-subunit binding; guanyl-nucleotide exchange factor activity
Source: RefSeq, a predicted model, not a curated record